Messenger RNA from Aptenodytes forsteri (emperor penguin), 3429 nucleotides. It is a transcript of the gene ZNF804B, whose product is annotated as zinc finger protein 804B. Lineage: Eukaryota; Metazoa; Chordata; Aves; Sphenisciformes; Spheniscidae. Gene Ontology annotation, cellular component: nucleus. The record is from RefSeq and is a predicted model, not a curated record. The transcript is spliced from 5 exons. Bases 1 to 3429 code for a protein of 1142 amino acids.
AUGACCUGGAAAGAUGGAGAGGAACAAACAGGGGAUGAAUUGGCUGUCCAACUCCGGCAAUACAAAGAAAGUCACUCUUCCUCCAUACGGGCCUAUGUCUCAGCUGUGGAGAAACUGUCCCGGAAGGUCCAGCAACUCAAAGAGGAUAGGUCCUCCUCCCCACCUGACUAUGCUGAGAAGGAGAAAGCUGCAGCCAAGGCUCUGGAGGAUGUGAAGGCUAACUUCUACUGUGAACUAUGUGACAAGCAGUACCACAAACACCAGGAAUUUGACAACCACAUCAAUUCUUACGACCAUGCUCACAAGCAGAGAUUGAAAGAUCUAAAACAAAGGGAAUUUGCUCGAAAUGUGGCUUCAAAGUCAUGGAAAGAUGAGAAGAAACAGGAAAAAGCACUCAAGCGCCUCCACCAGCUCGCAGAGUUACGGAAGCAGUCAGAAUGCAUCACUGGGAGUGGACCAUUGCUUAAAGCCCCCAGAUUAGUCAUGGAAAAGCAGCAAUCGCCAAAUAGCAUUUUCCUAUACAAGGGCGGCAAGUUCACAGCCAGUUCUCAAAGAGCUGCCAUGAGAGAAGGACAACAUUUCUCCAGCAGCAUACUAGAGAAACAGCAGCUCAUCAUAAGCAGGCACCAGCCCCCCAGUGAAAGACCCCAUGCACUUGGAAAUCACGUCUCACAAGUGUUCCCAGAUAGCACCAAUGCUUCUCAAAGGGCGGGAGUGUCUUUCUCGUUCUCUAAAAAAGUCCCCUUGAAGCUCGAGUCCUCUGCAUCAGUCUUCAGUGAGAACUCUGAAGAAGGAAAUGAUUGUAGUGAAUCCCCCAACCAUAAAACAAAGCAAGCUCUUGAGGGCUGUCGUUCUGGCACAUUUUUGGAAGAGGAUGUGAAAGCAAGCUUGGAUAAAGGGCCACCUAUUACACGAGACCAAAUGGGUUUGGAUAACAGUGCAUCAAGUCAUGUAGCCGCAAAACCUAAAAUGCUAAAGGAAAAGGAUAAAAGCAGUGAUAGAGAAUUAGAAGAAAAGGUCAGUGCUCAUCCUUCAUUUUGCAAAGUCAAAAUGCAGCUUUCAAAUUUGGAUUUUUCUGGUUCACUUAGAGAAACAGAGCAAGAGAGCAAAUUGAAUGAUUUUGAGCAAUUGUUGGAAACUCUCAUUUCACCUUCAUACCAAGCUAGCAAUUUUUGUACACAGCCGAACACCUAUAAGCACAGCAAUGCCCACCUGCCUGACCAGUUACCUGAGCUCCCACAACAGCCAGAACCUCAGCUGGCAUGCGCAAGCAACAUUACUGAUGGUCCUGGGGUGGUAAAAAGAGAAAGAUCUUUGGAGAGUUCAGAAACCACAAAUGAGAAUAUGGAAACACUUCCAAGGGAGACCGUGGUUAAAGAGGUUAAGCCCCAGGCAUUGCCUUUCCUCCAUGUAGUGAGCAAAGAUGGCACCACUGCUCUGCAGUGGCCCACAGAAUUACUUUUGUUUACAAAAACUGAGCCCUGUAUUUCAUAUGGCUGUAAUCCAUUGUAUUUUGACUUCAGACUCUCUUUAAAUCACAGAGAUGGUAAACAGCAUGAAACAAACAAAGAAAGCUGUAAAGAGCACUCUAUAAAUAAGACUGCAGAUGAAAAUGAAGCCUCAGGUUUAAUAAAACACAAGCAAAUGUCAAAUGAACAAGAUAAUCAGUUGUUGAAACCAAAGAAGAUGAAAGGUUCCCUAAAUCCAAGAAAGGCCAAGCAGAAAGCUGAGUCAGACAUAGGGAAAGAAAUGAAUGAAAAUGGUCAAAAAUACUUUGCAGAGUAUUUGAAUGAAAAUAUACCCAAAGUGCCUGCUUACCUUGAUGUCUCACAAAAGGGUUAUGUGACAGAAAAAAGUCUUCAUACAACAACACUGAGAAGAUCUUUACAGCAUCAUUUUCAUAGCUAUUCAAGAAGCAGCGAAAGAUCAUCUAGUAGCAGAAUAUCAAGAGGUAGUAGUUCAGGAUCCUUCUCAAAAGACACUGACAACUGUGACAACAAAACAAAAAAGGACACAGAAAGAGGUUCUAACACCAAACUGGGAAAAGCUGAAACUGCACAUUACGACUCUCCGAAUGUGAAUGGUCAGUCAAAAAACUUUGCCACCUGCUCUUCUGAAACCCUGGCAAAAGACAUAUAUGGAAAAAGAAAGUCACUAACGGCCAAGUUACUUUUAGAAAGAGUGCAGUCCAAGAAAACCCAGGAACAAACACAUGAUUCAGAGAGAUUUUCAAACACUUGUGGGGUAGAAUUAAAGGAUCACUCACAAAGUCACUUUGCUUUUCAGUUUUCAUCAUCGGUAGAUGACAUUGCAAUGUUACCUUUGCCAGAGAAACUGCUAAGCAUAAGUAAAAAUGACACAGGGCAUAAUGAAAUCAGUUCGUUGGAAACCAGUGUGAAGAAAAACAACUUUGAAGCGUCAGACAUAACCAAUGUUGCUCUUUCAACAGGCACUGAUUAUGAUCAUUGUCUUUUUAAAGACAUCAUUCAAAUAGGAACAGGCUAUCAGAGCCCGAGUGUAAAAAGGAACACAGCAAUAAAGGAACAAUCCGAUCUCUUCAUUAGUGAAGUGCAACCCUUUAUACAAAGCUGUGAUCCAGUACCAAAUGAUUUCCCUGGUGCUUUUCCCUCUAAUAGAUAUUCUGUUGUUGCUAAUUCAACAGAGACCAAAGAAGAACUACAUGAUGUAAACAUGGACUCGAACCGGGCAGAAAGCAGUUCAGACUCUCUUUGUGACAAUGCUAUGCAGAAGUAUGAUAACACAGUAAAUGACCCAGAAGUGUACAGUAAAUCCACCUCCCCUGCUUUAACGCAGCAGCCUAUCACAUUUUCACCAGAGGAAGUAGACAAAUACAGGUUGCUGCAGCUGCAAGCCCAGCAGCAUAUGCAGAAACAACUUCGGGCAAAACACCUGAAAGUUUUGCCUGCCCCAGGACCAGCUGCCUUCUCUGCAACACCAGCAGUUCCUGCCCUCCCUGUUCAGCAGCAUGCUACUGUCACCACCAUCCACCACACGCUGCUGCAACGCUUUGCUGUGUCGGCAUCUGUACAUCCCCAUGGCAGCCAUCUCUCCCUGGCACACCUCCACCCUCUCUCUCAGGCACAUUUUGCUCCCAUAUCACUUUCCCCACUAGCGCCAGCCCUCAUUCCCACCCACCCUGCUCUGCUGACAGGACACCCAUUGCACUUGGUCUCCACCACCCCUCUCCACCCUUCCCCACUGACCUUCCCCACACUACCACACACUGCAUAUAUCCCAGCUUUAUUUACACCACACCUGAAUGCAGCCACGCCUUCUGUUAUACAUCCAAAUCCCUUAGUUCAUCCAUUAUUCCAAGGACAAGAGCCCCAUCACCAUUCUUGCUCUAGCCAGACCCAACAGUUACCGACAAUAAAAGAAGUUUUCAGUGUUUCUAGCUAUUUAAACUAG